AUGGCAGACAACCACAGCGGCACCGAGUCUCAUGUGACGAUCCAGCGGCGGACUCACUACUCACCACCGUGGGCAGAUGUCAGCAUCAUUGGUAUUGCUGGCAGUUCCGGCUCUGGAAAGUCGACUCUGUCGCACGCCAUUGUGAGGAAGCUGAAUCUGCCCUGGGUGGUGAUUUUGUCCAUGGACUCUUUCUACAACCCCCUGAGUCCUGAGGAGUCAAAAAGGGCUUUUGACAACGACUUUGACUUUGACGCGCCGGAUGCAAUUGACUUUAACGUACUUGUACAAUGUUUGCGCGAUCUGAAGGCUGGAAAACGGGCUGAAAUUCCCAUUUACUCCUUCUCUAAGCAUCAAAGGUUGGACAAUACCACAACCAUCUACUCACCUCACGUCAUCAUCCUGGAAGGAAUCUUUGCCCUCCAUGACCCCCGUAUUAUUGAUCUUCUGGAUAUGAGGAUAUUCUGCGAGGCGGAUGCCGAUACGUGUUUGUCACGGAGAGUGUUGAGAGACGUCAAGGAGCGUGGCCGUGACGUAGAUGGUAUCAUGAAGCAGUGGUUCAAGUUUGUGAAACCAAACUUUGAAAAAUUCGUCGAGCCGCAGCGCAAAGUCGCAGACAUCAUCGUGCCGAGAGGUAUCGAGAACCGCGUAGCUAUGGCCAUGGUUGUUCAGUACAUUGAGCGCAAGUUGAUCGAAAAGUCAACCCACCACCGGGCAGCACUCACGCAGUUGGAGUUGGCUGCUGCCAGUGACCCUCUGUCUGACAGAGUCGUGAUUCUCGACCAGUCACCGCAACUGAGAGGCAUGAGCACCAUCAUCCAGGAUAUCGACACCUCCGCGGAAGACUUUAUCUUCUACUUUGACCGCCUCGCGUGUCUUCUGAUCGAGCAGGCACUCAACAAUGUCCAGUUCAGAGAAAAGACUAUUGCCACGCCGCAAGGAUACAAGUACAACGGACUCCAAGCUACGGGCGAUGUAAGUGCGGUGCUGGUCCUUCGUGGCGGUGCCGCCUUUGAGACGGCCUUGAAGAGGGUCGUCCCCGACAUGCGGACAGGCAGAAUCCUGAUCCAGUCCAACGUCCGGACGGGAGAGCCCGAGCUGCAUUAUCUCAAGCUCCCGGAUAACAUUGACUCUCACGAGUCGGUGUUGUUGAUUGACACGCAGAUGGCCAGCGGAGGCGCCGCACUCAUGGCUGUGCAAGUGCUCGUCGAUCACGGCGUUGCCCAGGACAAGAUUGUGCUGGCGUGCUAUGCUGCCGGAAGACUGGGUGUACACCGUCUUGCAAAGGUGUUUCCUGGUAUCACUAUUGUUCUGUGCAACAUGCUCGCAGAUAUUGAGGAUCGCUGGGUUGAGAAGAAGUACUUCCGAUGCUAG
Molecule: messenger RNA, 1371 nt
Organism: Colletotrichum tamarilloi
Lineage: Eukaryota; Fungi; Ascomycota; Sordariomycetes; Glomerellales; Glomerellaceae
Product: uridine kinase
Exons: 10
Coding region: 1-1371 (456 amino acids)
Biological process (GO): pyrimidine-containing compound salvage
Cellular component (GO): cytoplasm
Molecular function (GO): ATP hydrolysis activity; uridine kinase activity; ATP binding
Source: RefSeq, a predicted model, not a curated record